Chanos chanos (milkfish) is the source of this 3696-nucleotide messenger RNA. It is a transcript of the gene fhad1, whose product is annotated as forkhead-associated (FHA) phosphopeptide binding domain 1. Gene Ontology annotation, molecular function: protein binding. The record is from RefSeq and is a predicted model, not a curated record. The transcript has 27 exons. Lineage: Eukaryota; Metazoa; Chordata; Actinopteri; Gonorynchiformes; Chanidae. The coding region runs from base 28 to 3696 and encodes 1222 amino acids.
AAGGCUACAUCUUCUCAAAAGUUUGAUAUGAGAGGAUAUCUUAAAACCCAGAGCUGGGUGUUUAAACUUCAGCCAAAGAGCACCACUGUAGGAAGAAACAAGGAUUCUGACCUUUGUCUCCAGAAUGGCGGUGUGGAUGAUCGACAUGCAGUGAUAGAAUGGAGCGAAUCAGAGCGCUGCUACAUUAUCAGCGAUCUGAACACCGCUCACGGGACAUAUGUGAAUGACUGUCGGAUUCACAAUGCAACAGUGCGUCUUACUCCUGGAGACGAGCUGCACUUUGGCUACGGUGGCUCCACCUACGAGUUUGCUUUGGACAGCACAUCACCACUCCCUGUUCUGCGUGCACAGUGCCUUGCUCCGCCUACCAGAGCCUGGGCCGACCCUUCGGUUACCCCUCACCCGCCAAAGCAAACCCGUCCUGCUAGUGCAGGGGCCAAAAGGAGUAGCCAGGCUCUGGGCUCCUCCACGCUGGGGUCCCACUCCAACAGACCAGGAAGUUGGACAGGAAAUACAGGGAGAGGACAAUCCCUCAGAAAUGUAUUAUCAUCCCAGAGCUCCCAGUAUACGCAGCACUCCAUACAGGAGAAGGAGGAGAACCUGCUGAGGAUGAGGGAUGAUGCGAGGCGUCUGGUUGUGCUUGAGGAUGAAUGUAAGAGGAAAGACAGAAUGAUCACAGCGCUACAGCAGGAAGUGUCAGCUCUCAGAGAUCAGCUCACACAGAACCAGACGGAUCCAGAGACUAGACAAAGACUCCACAGCCUGGAGAGAGAAAUCAAUGACAAGAAAGAGCAAAUCCAAGAGCUGAGGGAGCAGAUGCUGGAGCUGCAGAGAGGUUCUGCUGAGCUGUUCCAGCAGGCGGUGAAAGAGCGUGACCAGAAAAUCAGCAGCCUCAGGGGGCAGGUGGAGAAACUGAGGGGUGAGAGCAGCAAAGCCUCAGGUAUGGUUAACAGUCUCCAGAGUGACCUAACUGCCAGGGAAAAACAGGCCCUCAAACUAGCUGCCGAGGUGGACAAACUCAGACAGAAUCUGAGACAGAAGGAUCUCCAGUUCACAGCAAUGGCUAACAAGUUCUCAAAAAUGAAAGAGAACCAGAAGCUUGAAGAGGAGAUCCUUGAAAAAGAGAGGGAAGUGAUUUCCCUGAAGAAGGAUGUGGAGAAGCUGGAAUUGACCGUGAAAGACAGGGAGAGAGAGCUAAAGGAGCAGAAAACAGAGAAAAAUUCCCUCAGACAGUCAUUGGAGCAGAAGAGAGAGGAACAGGUCUCUCUACAGACUGAAAUACAGACACUGCAGCAACAACAUCAGCUGAUCGUUCAGAGAGAUAAAAAGAACGAAGAAGAGCUGAAACAGACACAAACAAGGUUAAAGUGCCUUUUUAAUGAGAUAAUGCGGUCUACAGACAUAACUGCAGACGCAGUAUCAGACCAACAGGUGAUGGACCAGUUAACAGAACUGAUGAAGCAGCUGCAGAUGUUCAGGUCUAGAGCUCAAGAAAUGGAAGAGACUCACACAGUCUCCAUACUAACCACUCUACUGGAGCUGCUCCAGGAUAUUACCCAUGAGUUACAGGACUCUGGAAUACAAGUGUCACAGUCAACUGGAGUUAUAGGUGCCAUCAAGGCCUUGUGCCAACAGCAUGAGGAGUGCCAGGCAGAACUGAGAGAUCUUAGGGUGGCUCCACACAGCCCGGCCUUGACUGUGACACGGAGGGAUCUAACUGUUACGUUUCAGGCUGCUGAGAGCCAGCGUGGAGAGGUGACCAGAUUGACAAAACAGCUGGAAGAGGUGACAUCUGAACUGCAGUCAGUCAGGAGAACUGAGACUGCUCUUCGUGAGGAGAGAGAGACCCAGGAAAGAGCAUGGAUUUCCAAACUGAAAGCAUUGGAGAGGCAGGGGACUGAACUGAACGAGGGAAUAGAGGAGGGAAAGCAGAGAGAGGACGAACUGAGGGAGAGACUGAGAGAGGCAGAGGAGAGAGAGGCAGGGUGGAGGAUAAGAGCAGAGGAGGCCAGGCAGAGAGGAGCUGAGGAGGAGAGAGAGAGAUACAGGGUGGAGGAGGCGGAGUACAGGGAGCAGGUCCGACAGCACGCCCACACCAUCGUGGCUUUGGAGGAGCGUCUGAGUGCAAUCAAUCAGAGUCUAAGGGAGGUGGAGACAGAGAGAGACUCACUGAGGGAGCAGCUGAGAGAGUCCCAAAGUAAACUGGAAACAGAUAAAUCCAGCACUGCUACUCUAACAUCAGCUGAACAACAGCAACUGGACCAGAACAUCAGAUUACUCAGGUCUUCAUUGGCAGCGUCCCAGCAGGAGGCGGUCACUCAGGGUGAGGUGAUCACAGCACUGAGCCGUGACCUGGCCCAUGCCCACGCCAGAAUCUCAGACAUGAAAGGUGAGCUGAAUGAAGAACAGAAGCUGGAGCUGGAGAGACACAGAGCUUUGCUAGUGGACCAGAAGAUGCAGCUCAGCACACUCACUCAGAAAUUAAAUACAAUGUCACAGCUGGUGGAGCAGAAAGAUGAGGAACUGAAGAACACAAAGCAGAAGAUGAAGAGAAAAGAGACAGCUGAAAAUGAGAGGAGGGAACUGCAGAAGAACCAAACAGAAGACCAGACUAGCAUGGUUCCUCUCCAGUCCCCAGUUCACACCAAGGAUGUGGCCAUCUUAACUGCUUUCAGUGACCUGUCAGAGCAAGGGUCAAAGUGUAAAGGUCAUCGACAUGAAGAAGUGAUCCAUUCACAGCAAGAAGCUCUGAGUGAAAUGAGAGAGAGGAUGAGAGCUCUGAAGCAGAAGUGGCCUAUCAAGCUAGUUGCCCAGCAGGGGGAGCCAGAGAGACAGAGACAGAUGAAGCCACCAAAAAUACAGAGGUCCACAACACAGAGAGGAUCCAUCACUCACACGUCUGGCUUUGCUCUGCCUGAGGCACUGAGUGAGGCAGCGCUGGAACGCACAGCUAGACUGGACAUGUCUGAUACUCUUGACCUGAGUGAGAACACAUAUGCAGAGCUUGUGCAGGCACUUUGUGAAGCACUGGAGCUGAGCGAGGGGCAGCUGUCGGGCUGUGCCUCACUAAAGCACCUUCCCGCGGGGGAGAGAGAGCGACUAGCAUCCCUUAGACAGAGAGACCUGGAGUUUCUCAGGACUCGCCUUGCCCUGCAGCGCAGCCAAAGUCAACGCAAGGAGCUACAACUUCAAGAGAGUCAGAGAGAGCUUCAAACACUGAGGGAGAGCCAGGCACAGAGCCAGAGUUUGCAAGCAAGACUAGACAGUCUGAAGGCAGAGCUUCAGACACAGCGACAGGAGAGUAGCCUGCUCAGAGAGGCCCUGGAGCAAACCCACAGCCAGCUAGAGCAGGAGAGAGGCCUGAGGUUCCGCAACCAGCAGCGCGGCUGUGCUCUCAGGAGCCGCCAGGCAGCAAGUGUGGAAAGGUUGGAAAGAAGGAGUGGAAAAGUGACUCCUCAUAACUGUGCGCUGAGUGAAACCAGUGAAAAGGCACGAGGGAGGAGAUUAAGCCUGGAGGAGAAGCUUAGGAGGAGAGACUACGAGGUGGAGAUCCUGAAGAAACAGCUGUGUCAGACAGAACAGGAGCUACGCACCGUGGCCUCCCAGCUUGCUCAGCAGAAGCGGCUGGAACAGGAGACGCAAAAACAAAAGGAGCCCAAACACAAGCAGAGUGUAGAGCUCAUAGAAGCCCAGUGA